Molecule: messenger RNA, 2147 nt
Organism: Kogia breviceps (pygmy sperm whale)
Lineage: Eukaryota; Metazoa; Chordata; Mammalia; Artiodactyla; Physeteridae
Gene: ST8SIA5
Product: ST8 alpha-N-acetyl-neuraminide alpha-2,8-sialyltransferase 5
Biological process (GO): N-glycan processing; oligosaccharide metabolic process
Molecular function (GO): alpha-N-acetylneuraminate alpha-2,8-sialyltransferase activity
Source: RefSeq, a predicted model, not a curated record
GAAAUCGGAGGCUGCCGGGCGCGGACGCCGGGAGGGAAAGGCAUCCGGAGGGAAGGCCCGGGGCCGCUGUCGAGUUCCCAGAGGCCUGCCCUGUUCUGCCAGCCGCCCCGCCGCGGGCGAUGCUCGCAUGCCCCUGCUCCGUCUUCGCCAGCCGGAAACUUUGCCUGGAGAAGUCCCCCACCCUCCUGACCGCGCGGAGAGGCGCCUGGUGGGCCGCGCGCCCCCGGGGGCCCCGCAGCCCCGCGCGUGAUUGCGGGGGCCCCCAGGCGCCUGGCGCACGCCGCGCCCCGCCGUGCGCGAGCGGCCGCCAGGAUGCGCUACGCGGACCCCUCGGCGAGCCGGGAUUUGUUGGGGAACCGAACUUUGCUCUUCAUCUUCAUCUGCGCCUUCGCCUUGGUGACCUUGCUGCAACAGAUCUUGUAUGGCAGGAACUACAUCAAGAGAGGUCUCCAGUUUGGUUGGCAGAAUGGUGACCAGCUGGCCAAUUGGACGGGGCUCUUUAAUGUCAUGGAUGACCCAGAAGUGCAGAGUGGCAGUGACUCCAGCUCCAGGUACUUUGAAUUUUACGAGGGCCCCUUUGAGUAUAACUCCACGAGAUGCCUGGAGCUGAGGCACGAGAUCUUGGAAGUGAAGGUGCUUUCCAUGGUGAAGCAGUUGGAGCUGUUCGACAGGUGGAAGAGCCUCCAGAUGUGCAAAUGGGCGAUGAACAUCUCUGAAGCCAACCAGUUCAAGUCCACUCUGUCUAGGUGCUGCAAUGCCCCCUCCUUCCUCUUCACCACCCAGAAGAACACGCCUCUGGGGACGAAACUCAAGUAUGAGGUGGACACCAGCGGCAUCUACCACAUCAACCAGGAGAUCUUCCACAUGUUUCCCAAGGACAUGCCCUACUACCGGUCCCAAUUUAAGAAAUGUGCCGUGGUGGGCAAUGGGGGCAUCCUAAAGAACAGCCGCUGCGGGAGGGAGAUCAACAGCGCCGACUUUGUCUUCCGGUGCAACCUACCCCCCAUCUCGGAGAAGUACACCAUGGAUGUAGGGGUGAAGACAGAUGUGGUCACGGUGAACCCCAGCAUCAUCACAGAGAGGUUCCACAAGCUGGAGAAGUGGCGGCGGCCCUUCUACCGGGUGCUGCAGGUGUACGAGAACGCGUCCGUGCUGCUGCCUGCAUUCUACAACACGCGCAACACCGAUGUGUCCAUCCGCGUCAAGUACGUGCUGGACGACUUCGAGUCGCCGCAGGCCGUGUACUACUUCCACCCGCAGUACCUGGUCAACGUGUCGCGCUACUGGCUCAGCCUCGGGGUGCGCGCCAAGCGCAUCAGCACCGGCCUCAUCCUGGCCACGGCGGCGCUGGAACUGUGCGAGGAGGUGCACCUGUUCGGCUUCUGGGCCUUCCCCAUGAACCCCUCGGGCCUCUACAUCACCCACCACUACUACGACAACGUCAAGCCCCGCCCGGGCUUCCACGCCAUGCCCUCCGAGAUCUUCAACUUCCUGCACCUGCACAGCCGCGGCAUCCUGCGCGUGCACACGGGCACCUGCAACUGCUGCUGAGGGCGGCACAGGCUGCCCGCCAGCCCGGCACACGGAACCUCGCUCCUCCUCGCCCGCCCGCCCGCAGGGCACGGCGAAGGCCUGGCGCUGAGGCUGGCACGCCCUCGGACGCUCGGCUUCGGGCUUGGGUCCUGUGGGCUGGGAGGCUGGGCUGGGGGCUAGGCAGAGUCAGCUCCGUGCCGAGCGCCCCCCACCUGUGCACGGGUAGCGCGCUGCUGGGCCGCACCUCAAGGUUGUGGCCCUGGGGACAGCAAGUGAAUCAAGCACAUUUCCACUCACUUUUAGCAACCAGGAGAGCACAAACUGUAUGACCUCUUUGCAGCUAAAGGAAGGCCCCAGCGGGAACGGAAAAGAGGGAGACAGGACAUGUGAGCAUGGUUAAGGUUUAACUCAGGAUUUUGGGUUCCUGAGUCUUAUACCCAGGUCUCAGCCCUGAAUUUUUCUUAUAGAGAACCUCAGAGCUUAGAGGCCAACCCAGCGGCCAGACCUUCCUGUGGGGACAAUGGCUCAAAGAGGUCCAGGGAUUACCAACCAAGGUUCCACCAACCGAGUCCAUCAAGCGGCACUGUGAGAUCUGAUGCAAGGCCUGUGUUACG